AUGGGCCAGGAAGUGUCACCUCCCCUCCCGGAGGGUAUCUUCUCCCUUCUGGAUACCGAUUUAUACAAAUUGACGAUGCAAUGUGCAAUCCUCAAGUACUUUCCCGAUGUUUAUGUGACUUACGGCUUCACGAAUCGCACGAAAGAAAUGAAACUGCGAAGAGAAGCAUACAAGUGGCUUUUGAGACAGAUGGAUAGACUUUCGAAUAUCCGAGUGACUCCCGAAGAGAUCGACUUUCUCAAGCAGCGAUGCCCAUACUUUAACGAAGCGUACUUUGAAUUCUUGACAACCUUGAAGCCCAGGCCUUCCGAACAGAUUGAUAUUAAAUUUACACCGGUGCAGGAUACUGGCAGUGACGACGACGAGGGUGAUGUUGAGUACGUCAUCAAGGGUCUCUGGGUUGAAACUAUCAUCUAUGAGAUUCCUCUUUUGGCCUUGACUAGCCAAGCGUACUUCAUGUUCAGUGACACGGAUUGGGAUUACACUAGUCAAGAGGAUAAGGCAUUCCGAAAAGGUUACGCGCUGCUUGAGAAUGGCUGCAUCUUUUCCGAGUUUGGCUCAAGACGUCGCCGAGACUACCACACUCAUGACUUAGUUAUGACAGGCCUUAUGAGAGCAGCAGAGGCAGGUAAAAAGGAUGGACUAAAAGGUGUCUUCACCGGUACUAGCAAUGUUCACUUUGCAAUGAAAUAUGGGGUAGACCCGGUUGGAACUGUCGCCCACGAGUGGUACAUGACAAUUGCUGCCAUCACUGGCGAUUACGAGAACGCAAACGAACUGGCUCUACGUUAUUGGAUGGGUUGCUUCGGUGAAGGAGUCCUUGGAAUCGCAUUGACCGACACUUUUGGUACACCAGCUUUCCUAGAUGCUUUUCGCAAACAAAUACCCAAGCACACCACUGCAGGAGUAGGAGCAGUCAGCACCACACCCUCCGGACCGUCCACAACAAGCCAGACAAUUCCUGAAAGCGAAGCGGAAACAAAGCCUCCGAUCUCCGCUCCUCUUGAUGAGGGUAGCACUCAGCAUGAAUCCAAGACUUACGCACAGGUCUAUAGCGGUAUCCGCCAGGAUUCUGGUGAUCCGACGUACUUUGUGAAAAUGGUGCGCGAUUUCUACGAUAGAGAGGGAAUUACGGAUCAGAAGACCAUUGUCUUUUCGGACUCGUUAAACAUUCAGCACUGCCUUGAGUACAAGGUUCUCGCAGAAGAGGCUGGGUUCAAGCCUGUAUUUGGUGUCGGCACCUUCUUCACCAAUGAUUUCGUACACAAAUCCACCGGCGAAAAGUCUAAGCCGCUUAACAUUGUCAUCAAGAUCUCUACGGCCAACGGAAACCCCGCUGUUAAGCUCAGUGAUAACAUGGGCAAAAACACGGGAGACAAGGAGACCGUCCAGCACGUCAAGAAGCAGCUAGGAUACAUCGAGCAGCAAUGGGAAGAAGGCGACGAAAGCAACCGAUGGGCUAAGAAGGACUAA
This is a messenger RNA of Aspergillus wentii DTO 134E9, 1473 nucleotides long. Its product is annotated as nicotinate phosphoribosyltransferase. Gene Ontology annotation, biological process: NAD+ biosynthetic process. The transcript is spliced from 5 exons. The coding region runs from base 1 to 1473 and encodes 490 amino acids. The record is from RefSeq and is a predicted model, not a curated record. Gene Ontology annotation, molecular function: nicotinate phosphoribosyltransferase activity. Lineage: Eukaryota; Fungi; Ascomycota; Eurotiomycetes; Eurotiales; Aspergillaceae.